CCAUUUGGCGGUCCAUUUUGGGGAUGUUUAGUAAUGUUUACGACCAAAGAGCCUAGUGAUUCAGAGGUUCUGUCGAUUUCGCUGGAAGCUUUAGCGAUAGGUAGUUGACUUGUUGUUAGCUGCGAGCGGCUAGCCGUUAGCUUCCCGCUGCCAUUUGCCUCUCAAGCUCGGUUUUGUUUGGUUACUGUUAGCAGCAAGAUGGCGGCUUCCAUCUCAGCAAACGGGGCUGCUCCGCAUAUUUAAACGCAGCCAUUGCGUUUCCACAAAUGCUCUGUCGUACGCCUGAAUGUCGCCACCACCACAAGAAACUGGCCUGGAUCGGGAUAUGUUCGUUUGUUUCAUUUUGUUCCCGUGAGCCCGCAGCGACCGGCGGCUAUGUUCACUUCCUGACCGCUCUCUCCUGUUCACCGGCAGAAAAUGGCGGACUGGCCGCAGCACUCGCUAUGCUAGUCAACAGCACAGUGGAACCAUUACAAAUUACAGAACUGAGUGAGGGCGUUUGUUUCAGCGGUGCACUGCAGUUCCUUAAUCUGUCAGAAAUAUUCCAUGGUUAAUAUUAGUGACAGCUAACUGAAUGUUUACCAUCAGCGCCUAGUUAGUACCUAGCAUCCUCGCAUCGAAUUAGCCGGCUAGUUAGCGGGCUAAUGCUAAGCUAGUUGCGGACGGAGCCUCUUUGGCAAACAUUUCGUUUGGUGUCCCCCCGACAAGGAUUAUUAGUGCCGGACUCUGACAGAAGGGACAUGGAAGGUCAGCCUGUGGUGCUCCAGCCUCGCUGGAAGCGCGUCCUGGGCUGGAGCGGUCCUGUGCCGAGGCCCCGUCACGGACAUCGGGCCGUCGCCAUCAAGGAGCUCAUGGUGGUGUUUGGUGGUGGUAAUGAAGGCAUCGUGGACGAGCUGCACGUCUAUAACACAGCUACCAACCAGUGGUUCAUCCCUGCCGUCCGAGGCGAUGUCCCACCUGGUUGUGCCGCUUACGGAUUUGUGUGUGAUGGCACAAGGCUACUGGUGUUUGGAGGAAUGGUGGAAUAUGGAAAAUAUAGCAACGACCUGUACGAGUUGCAGGCCAGUCGCUGGGAGUGGAAGCGUCUGAAAGCGAAAGCUCCGAAGAACAACCCGCUACCCUGCCCCCGCCUUGGUCAUAGCUUCUCUCUGAUUGGCAGUCGGUGCUUCCUGUUUGGAGGACUGGCCAAUGACAGCGAGGACCCCAAGAACAACAUUCCCAGGUACCUGAAUGACCUGUACUGUCUGGAGCUGCGUCAGGGCUCCAGUGUGGUCAGCUGGGACCUUCCGGUGACAUCUGGGCAGCCGCCGCCGCCCAGAGAGAGCCACACUGCAGUGGUGGCGAGCGGCCGCGGAGGCAACCGUCUGGUCAUCUACGGCGGGAUGAGUGGCUGCCGGCUGGGCGACCUGUGGAUACUCGACAUUGACUCGCUCGUCUGGAGCAAACCAACCCUCAGUGGUACCGCCCCCCUCCCGCGCAGCUUGCACUCCGCCACUGCCAUCCACAACAAGAUGUACGUGUUUGGAGGAUGGGUUCCUCUGGUGAUGGACGACGUCAAAGUGGCGACACACGAGAAGGAGUGGAAGUGCACCAACACACUGGCCUGCCUCAACCUAGACACACUUUCCUGGGAGACGGUGCAGAUGGACAGUGUGGAGGAGAACAUCCCUCGAGCUCGCGCGGGCCACUGCAGCGUAGCCAUCAACUCCAGACUUUACAUCUGGAGUGGGAGAGAUGGAUACAGGAAGGCCUGGAACAACCAGGUGUGCUGCAAGGAUCUGUGGUACCUAGAGACACAGCGUCCCAGCGCACCGUCGCGGGUGCAGCUGGUACGAGCCAACACGUCAUCUCUGGAGGUGAGCUGGGGGCCAUCGCAAACUGCAGACACCUACCUGCUACAGAUACAGAAGUAUGACAUUCCCACCACGCCUGCGGUAACCCCAACCGCCUCUGCCUCCACCGCUACUGCUGGAGCCAUCUCGCCCAAGAGCCCUGUCUCCGUUGCAGCCAGUCCCACUAUCAAAACCCCUCAGCUGUCUGGCGUCACAUUGGUUCCCUCCCUCACAGCAGCCACAUCUGCAAGCCCAUUGGCUGCUGGUGCUAAAGGGCCAGCAGUCCUCAAGGUGGCCACACAAGGAUCCCCAGGUGGCACCUCUAUCGUCACAGUGCGCCAGGCCACGCCCAAGUCCCCCGUCGCUGCGACGACGCUUCCUGCAGGUGUUCGCAUGAUGGUGCCUGCACCAGCCGGACAGACCACACCAAUAGGCAGCAGUCCUCAGAUGAGUGGCAUGGCGGCGCUGGCAGCGGCAGCUGCAGCUACCCGUAAGAUCCCCCCCGCCACAGCAACUGUGCUCAAUGUGCCUGCAGGGGCCACCAUUGUCAAGACUGUGGCAGUCACUCCGGGAUCUGUUAGCCUUCCAGUCACCAUGGUCAGCAACUCAGCGACUCGCAUCCUGAAAACGGCUGCUGCUCAAGUCGGCGGGGCCACUGUUGUCUCUGCCCCCGGCACCUCCAGCCGACCAAUCAUCACGGUGCAUAAAUCUGGAACAGUGACCGUCUCCCCCCAGACUCAGGUGGUCACCACGGUGGUGGGCGGCGUCACCAAGACGUACACGCUGGUGAACAGCCCACUCGGGGUGGGAGCUGGCGGUGCUCUGAUCAGCAACUUGGGCAAGGUGAUGUCUGUGGUGCAGACCAAACCUGCGCACAGUGUCACGGUUGCUGGUCAGAGCGCGAGCAGCUCAGUCGCUCAGAUCCUGCAGACAAAGGGUGCCCUCCCUGCGGGAACGAUCUUGAAGCUGGUUACCUCUGCAGAUGGCAAACAGACCACUGUGCUCAGCAGCCCACAGGCUGGCUCCAUGGUAACCAAACCCGGUACCACCAUCAUCAAGACUAUCCCUGUGUCGGCGCUGCAGGGUGGGGCAGGUGGCAACUGUCCAAUCACAAUCCUCACUACCAAGGUGAUGACACCUGGCACUACAGGAAAAAUCAUCACCACAGUCCCCAAAAUCUCAGCAGGCCAGCCGGGUGUCACACAGGUCGUGUUGAAGGGGGCUCCAGGGGCGGCAAGUACCAUCCUCAGGACUGUCCCAAAGGGUGGAGUCAGACUAGUGUCGCCAAGCAUCACCGGCACCAAGCCCGCCGUCACCACGUUGGUUGUUAAGGCGACGACAAGUGUGUCCAGUCUGGGGACAAUAACAGCAAGUGUGUCCUCUGCGGUGGCAGGAGCGGCGCCCAACAUCAGUGCCUCCCUGGCCACGCCCAUCACCACUCUGGCCACCAUCACCACGCUCACCAACCAGGUCACCUCUGUAACAGCUGCUGCUUCUGGACCCAAGCAGGUGACACUGAUCACAACUCCAAGUGGCGCAGAAUCCCAGCCACUGGUCCAGGAUCUGCCCGUCUCCAUCAUGGCCUCUCCAACCUCGGAGGAACCAGGAAGUACGACGAGCACGCUAACGAGCAGCAAUGCGGAGGGCGAGAAGGGAGACGCCGCAGCCGCUGUGACCCUGGUCUGCUCCAACCCGCCCUGCGAGACGCACGAGACCGGAACCACCAACACCGCCACUGUGGCAACGGCUGGGACGAGUCAGAUGCUGCAGGUCUGUUCCAAUCCACCAUGUGAAACCCACGAGACCGGAACCACAAACACUGCCACCACAGCAGGAGCAGGAGGGCUGACACAGGUGUGCUCGAAUCCACCAUGCGAGACCCACGAGACCGGAACCACAAACACUGCCACCACAGUCGGAGCAGGAGGACUGCCACAGGUGUGCUCCAAUCCGCCGUGUGAGACCCAUGAGACUGGAACCACCAACACCGCCACCACGGCAACAGCUCAGCAGGGUGGCGAGAUUGCACAGGGAGAAUCCACAGACCCUGCCUCCUCCUCCUCAUCCUCUGAGCCUGCUCCCUCUGCCACCAUCAGCCAGGGCAGAGCCAUUACCAUGGUUACACAGGCUACGCCCACACCUGGACCUUCCAUACCUGAAAUCUCAUCAUUGGUCAGAGAGGAUGUGGUCAAGGCUGAGGGGGAUAGCAUUGCUGUGGUGAUGGCUGCUGCAGAGGAGCCCAUGCAAACGGAGAGCCAAUCAGAGGAUGUGAUGUCCUCAUCAGCGGCGUUGUUGCAGGGCAGUGAGGCUGCACAGAUGGCGUCCACUGACACGCCUCCUCAGGAGCUGAUGUCAUCAGAAGGGGGCAGUAGCGAGAUGGACUCUGGAACAACAACACUGAUGGUGACAGCUGAUCAGCUGGCUGUUUCCACGACAACAGACGAGACUCAGCAUGCAACUAUACAAGCUGUCCUACAAGCAGCGGGACACAUCGGUGACGCGGAGUCCAUUCCUAUCGUGUUGACCCAGCAGGAGCUUGCUGCUCUAGUUCAACAGCAGCAGCAGCUGCAGGAUGUGCACGACCAAGCAGAGGAGGAGACGGAGCCUGGUACCGUGCCCACAGAGGGGCUCGCUCCAGCAGACAGCCUCAACGACCCAACAGCGGAGAGCAACGGCCCUGAGGUGACAUCAUCGGCUGUGACCAGCGCCGUGGCCCGAUUGGCCAGCACCUUUGGCCCAGCGCCUCCCCUGACAGCCAGCACUGGGAAAGCUGAAGCCGCCGCUACACUCUGUGAUGUGUCCAACGGCAUCGGAGCAAAUGUUGCGAAACAUGGUGUCCUGGAGACAAAGACGUCGACCAAAGAGAACCAGUGGUUUGAUGUGGGGAUCGUCAGGGUGACCAACAUGGUGGUCUCUCACUACUACAUCCCUGAUGAUGAUGUCACCAUAGACCAUGACUCAGGCGUGGCACCAGACUACAGUCGGAUGAGGAAGGUGGAGCUUCAGCCGGGGACAGCAUACAAAUUCCGGGUGGCUGGAAUCAACAUCUGUGGCCGCGGAGCAUUUUCCGAGGUGUCUGCAUUUAAAACAUGUCUGCCCGGUUUCCCAGGAGCACCAUGCGCUAUCAAGAUCAGCAAGAACGUGGGUGGAGCUCAGCUCACAUGGGAGCCUCCCGCCGUCACAUCAGGGAAGAUCACUGAAUAUUCUGUGUACCUGGCCAUCCAGUCCAGCCAGGCCAGCACCGCCUCGGGGUCUGGUCCGGCCCAGCUGGCCUUCAUGAGGGUGUACUUUGGCCCCAAUCCAUCCUGCCUGGUUCAGACAUCCAGCCUCACCAACGCCCACAUCGACCACACCACGAAGCCUGCCAUCAUCUUCCGCAUCGCCGCUCGCAACCAGAAGGGCUACGGGCCGGCCACACAGGUCCGGUGGCUUCAAGAAACCAGCAAAGACACCAAAGGAACCGGCAAGCGACUGGCUGCAUCUCCUGAUGUUAAACCUGGUGGACCAAAGAAGUUCAGAGGUGACCAAUCAGAGGACUCCAUGCUGUCCUGAGGGUUGUGAUUGGUUGUCUUGACAACUCAGAGAUAAAACUUGUAGGAUAUUUGUACAUUACAGAUCAAUCACAACGUUCUUGUUUGUUUGUCGCCACGGAGACCACAGCAAUUUCACCUUCAAAGGAAAUAAAUCAAGAUGAAAACAAAUCUGCCAUCAUGACAUGUUCAAAGGUUUCUGUGAUGCAGGGGGCGGAGGCUCUGCAGUAGUGAAAUAGAUAUAAAUUAUUUUUUCCUGUAGCAACAAAAUAUUCAAAAAUAUUUAGCUUUUCUUUUUAUAUAUAUAUAUAUAUACAUAUAUAUAUGUAAAAGUAUGUCAGAAAACAUUUCCACUAGUUUUUUUUCUUUCUGUUGGCAUGUGAUGAUGAUGAAGAUGGCCUGUGGGCCACAGGAAGUGAUUGUUGACAUGUUUGUGAAUAUUCUGACAAUAAAGAUUUUUAGAUAAUUUUUAACAGCUGGCUUGGCAUCUUCAUGAAAGACAACAUCCAUCCAUCGUCUAUGCUGCUUACCCUCACUGGGGUUGUAGGGGUUAUGCUGGAGCCUAUCCCAGCUGACUUUCACACACACACAUACACUAAUAUACUUGGGAAACAGACACCAAAAACAAUGCAUUUGAUCUUCUUAGAUGACUAAGAUAAAUAAAAACUUUAUUGAUCCCACACAGGCGCAAUUCACAUUACAUCAGCUAUAGAGCACAAAGUAAUGCCGAAAAACUAUACACACACAGUAGUGUGUGUAAAGUAACAAUACUGUACUCUUAAAUGAGUGCAGUUGUUAGAUAAUGAAUGUAUUACAUAUUUUAUAUAAGACUACAUUUGUUUCUUGUGCCUUGAUUUGUUAUUUCUGUAAAGUUUUAUU
Molecule: messenger RNA, 6241 nt
Organism: Dunckerocampus dactyliophorus (ringed pipefish)
Lineage: Eukaryota; Metazoa; Chordata; Actinopteri; Syngnathiformes; Syngnathidae
Gene: hcfc1b
Product: host cell factor C1b
Exons: 31
Coding region: 741-5384 (1547 amino acids)
Biological process (GO): chromatin remodeling; regulation of DNA-templated transcription
Cellular component (GO): histone methyltransferase complex
Molecular function (GO): protein binding; transcription coactivator activity
Source: RefSeq, a predicted model, not a curated record